GUAUGAUCUCCUGGAACUUGACUGUGCAGCUCCAUGAUGAUAGCAUCCAUUUUGUAUAAUUUUGUACAGUUGUCCACUAAAGAAUGGCAUCCACUAAUGAGGCAAUUGGUCAUUGGACAACGGGGAAGAGUCUUUAUAUUUCCUAGAAAUUGCCCUGUUUUUGUACAACAAAUAGGAAAGAAGGACUUGGCAAAUCUUGUUACACUGAAUGAAGAUGAACUUGAAGAGCAGUUUGUACGAGGAAGUGGGCCUGGGGGUCAAGCUACCAAUAAAACUAGUAAUUGUGUUGUUCUGAAACAUGUUCCUUCUGGGACUGUAGUAAAGUGUCAUCAGACAAGAUCAGUGGAGCAAAACAGAAAACUAGCUAGAAAAAUAAUGCAAGAAAGGUUAGACAUUCUUUACAAGGGAGAAGACAGUGAGCUUGUGAAAGAGAAACAUGAAGCUCAGAGACUAAAACAGGAAAAGAAAAGAAAAGCAAAAGAAAACCUUGAAAGAAAGAAACAUUUCAAGGAAGGACUUUCAAGUGACUUAGAUGAUGGACAUGUUUAACGUUUUUGUAAAAUGAAAGUAAGUUUUUGCACCAGGUGCACUUGAGCUACAUGACAUAGACAGUUGUGCUUUCCACUGCUACUCCAAGAAAUCCUUUGUCAUUUUAAACAAAUAGUGGGGUGUGUGAUGUUGCCUCUCAUUCUUAAUCAAAAACAAGUAGGGCAUCUGAGAAGAAUUGAAAUUAGUGUUAAAAAUCGUGGUGCUCUGAUGUGGCAAAUGGCUACACUAUUCACUUUUGUAAUAAAACAAUUUUUAUAUACACAAUAAAAGUCUUUGCUUAGA
Molecule: messenger RNA, 831 nt
Organism: Protopterus annectens (West African lungfish)
Lineage: Eukaryota; Metazoa; Chordata; Ceratodontiformes; Protopteridae
Gene: MTRFR
Product: mitochondrial translation release factor in rescue
Exons: 2
Coding region: 34-549 (171 amino acids)
Biological process (GO): translational termination
Cellular component (GO): mitochondrion
Molecular function (GO): translation release factor activity
Source: RefSeq, a predicted model, not a curated record